UCAGCACUAAGAGGGGUUUAAGCUGUCUGCCUCAUGUGUUCAAUCCCGCCUCCUGUAAGGAUCUCACAUAGUAAAAUGGCUGAAAAGCAGAAACACGAAGGCAGGGUAAAGAUAGGACACUACAUCCUCGGAGACACGUUGGGAGUCGGGACAUUUGGAAAAGUGAAGAUUGGAGAGCACCAGCUAACAGGACAUAAAGUUGCCGUGAAGAUCCUCAACAGGCAGAGGAUCCGCAGUCUCGAUGUCGUGGGGAAAAUCAAAAGAGAGAUUCAGAACCUUAAGCUCUUCAGACAUCCACACAUCAUCAAGCUGUAUCAGGUGAUCAGCACUCCCACAGACUUCUUCAUGGUGAUGGAGUAUGUGUCUGGAGGGGAACUCUUUGACUAUAUUUGUAAGCAUGGAAGGGUGGAGGACACAGAGGUCCGACGUCUUUUCCAGCAGAUCAUCUCAGCGGUCGAUUACUGCCACAGACACAUGGUGGUGCACAGAGACCUCAAGCCUGAAAAUGUUCUGCUGGAUGGCAACAUGAAUGCCAAGAUCGCUGACUUUGGUCUGUCGAACAUGAUGUCAGAUGGAGAGUUCCUGAGAACGAGCUGCGGAUCACCGAACUACGCUGCACCAGAGGUCAUCUCAGGAAGGCUGUAUGCUGGUCCAGAGGUGGACAUCUGGAGCUGUGGUGUCAUUCUCUAUGCACUGCUCUGUGGGACACUGCCGUUUGAUGACGAGCACGUGCCCACACUCUUCAAAAAGAUCCGUGGAGGGGUCUUCUACAUCCCAGAAUACCUCAACCGCCCCGUGGCCAGUCUACUUAUGCUCAUGUUGCAAGUGGACCCACUAAAGAGAGCUACUAUCAAAGACAUCAGAGAGCAUGAGUGGUUUAAGCAGGACCUUCCUUGCUACCUCUUCCCUGAGGACCCCUCGUACGACGCCACAGUGGUGGACGAGGAGGCCGUGCGCGAGGUGUGUGAGAAGUUUGAGUGCACUGAAGCUGAAGUACUGAGCAGCCUCUACAGCGGAGACCCUCAGGACCAGCUGGCCGUGGCGUACCACCUCAUCAUCGACAACCGCCGCAUCAUGAACCAGGCCAGCGAGUUCUACCUGGCCUCCAGUCCCCCAACCAGCUCCUUCAUGGAGGAGGGCAUGCCUCUGCCGCCAGGGGUCAAAGCUCACCCCGAACGGAUGCCCCCGCUCCUGGCCGACAGCCCAAAGGCACGGUGUCCUCUGGACGCCCUCAACACCACCCGACCCAAACCGCUGGCGGUAAAGAAAGCAAAAUGGCACUUGGGCAUACGGAGCCAGAGCAAACCCUACGACAUCAUGGCUGAGGUUUAUCGUGCCAUGAAACAGCUGGAGUAUGAAUGGAAAGUGGUGAACCCCUAUCACCUGAGAGUGCGACAGAAGAAUCCUGUCACUGGGAAUUUUGUGAAGAUGAGUCUGCAGCUCUACCAGGUGGACAAUCGGAGCUACCUGCUCGACUUCAAGAGCAUUGAUGAUGAUGUUAUCGAGCACAAGUCAGGGUCGUCCACUCCCCAGCGCUCUGGCUCUACGGCUGGCCUCCAUCGACCGCGGCUCAGCAUCGACUCUGCGAGCGUUUCUGUUGAGAUGCCCCAGCUGAGCAGCUCUCUUCCGGGCUCUCUGACCGGGAGCACACCUCUGCUGGCUCCUCGGCAGGGCAGCCACACCAUGGACUUCUUCGAAAUGUGUGCCAGUCUCAUCACUACGCUGGCUCGCUGAGAACCUCGCACACCAUCAUCUGAUGGUCUUUACCUCUUUACAGUCAAAAGGUCAAGGGUUAAGGGUUGUGAUUUUUGGAGUUGGGGUGCUUUUAGGUCAGUCCUGCAGUAGCGACACAAACAUACGGUACCUAAAGAGUUUUUGGACUGACCUACAAAUGUAUGAAAGUCAUUGCAUUAGUUAACCUAUGAUAAUAUCAAAGUUAUCAGCAAACAAGUAAUCACUUAAAUGGUUAGUUCACCCAAAAAUGAAAAUUGGCUCUUCCAAGCUUUAUAAUGGCAGUGGGCGGGAGUUUCUGUUCAACAGUCCACAAGACGUCAAAUAAAGCGUGUGCAUCCGUAGUAAAACAUGCCUCACAUGGCUCCACGGGGUGAAUAGCGAAUCCAUGCGUCUUUGUGAGAAUUGACUAAAUAUCUUUAUGGAAUAUGAUCUUUACUUACUUGCUACAAAUAUAUCCAUGCAACUUAUGACAUAUUCAAAAAUAAUGUAAGACAUUUCUUAGGUUUUCAGUGAAAUAAUGACAAAUUAUAAAUUGUAUUAUUCAUUUGAAUUUGAAUGAUUAUUAAGUUAUAAUUGAUAAAUUCCGAUUAUAUUCCAAUGAUGUUUGAUGAUCAGAUAAUUAUUAUUAUUUUUUAAACAGUGCAUCGUUUUGUGAUUUAAAAAUUUUGUGAUUUUUUAUUUUUUUUUCUUUAUCUAAUGCAAUGACAUUCAUUUGUUCCAAAACCUUUUUAGGGCCGCUUUAACCAGAAGUUCUCCUCAACAUCAUUAGUUUAAAUAAUUGAAAAACUAUAAACAUACUGCUGAUUUUAUAUACACAUUUUUUGUUGUUGUUGGUUUUUACAAUAUGUAUUAUACAGUAUAUUUGUAUUCUCAUAUCAAUCACUUGAGCUGUAUAGUUUAGUUGAAUAGCUAUUGAUUGCAAUGACAUACCAAAAAUAGGUUUAUGCAUUCAGCGCAAAGAUCAUGAUUUAAUUAUAUUAGAGAUUCUUGCUUAUUUUACGAAGAAUUCAUAUCUAUCAUUUUAUUUAAGUGGUAAUUUAUGGAGUGAAGAACUUGAGUGUUGUGGGUUUGGCUUGCAGUCUCCAGAGAGCGUUUAUCAAAGAGCAGUGUAACUGCUGUUGCUGUAUGUCACAGUGGAUCUCUGAUGAUACACGCCAUCUGCAGUGGAAAAGCCUGACCUCGACCUAUCUGUGUCUGUCUCGGAGGCCUUGCUUACAUCAUGUGCUGUGCUGCUGCCAUAGAAAGACAAACAUGCUGGAUGAAGGCAGACCGAGCAGCCAAAAAGCUUCAAUGUUGUGCCUUGAUAUGGCUAAAAUGCAAACAGAGCAGAAUAGAGACAGAUGAAGCAGAGAAUGUGCCAGUCGUUUUGUUGAUACGCGUGAGCCUUUAAUUAGACGGCCUUAAAAUAUUCCCAAUGCUUGAGAUUACAGACAGCCAGGAAGACCUUAUUGAAGCAUUCAUCGUGAAUGACACAUACAGCUUUAUUCAAUUCAUUUAUGCUUUUAGAACCUAGAUUUUAAUACAUGAAUAUAUUAAAAAUUAUUUUAUGAAUCAUCAGACAAAAUUGUUUAUGUAAUAUUUUUUUAUGUUUUGAAUGUUUCUCCUGCUUAUCAAGGCUGCAUUUAUUUGAUCAAAAAUACAGUAAAUGUAAUGUAUUGUUAAUAUUAUUACAAUUUAAAAUAACUGAUGUGAAUUUGCAAAUUGUAAUUUAUUUAUUUGAUGCAAAUGUGAAUUUGCGACAGCAUUAAGCAGGAAUAUGAUGAUUUUUGGUUUAAGAAACAUUUCUAAAUUAUUAUCAAUGUUGAAUUUAUUUUAUUUUUUUCAUCAAGGAUGCAUUAAAUUGAUCAAGAGUGAUCAUUUAUCAUCUUACUAAAGAUUUCUAUUUCCAAUAAAUACUGCUCUUUUGAACUUUAUAUCUGUCAAAGAAUUAAGAAAAAUAAAAUAUUAGUUUCUCUAAAAUAAACACAAAGAUUUCUGAAGGAUCAUGUGACACUAAAGACUGGAGUUAUGAUGCUGAAAAUAUAGCUUAGCAUCAAGAAAUAAAUGACAUUUUACAUUAUAUUCUCACAGAAAACAGUUAUUUUAAUUUGUAUAAUAAUAUUUCACAAUUCUUACUGUAUUUAGGAUCAAAUAAAUGCAGCCAUUCUAAGAGAACAGACAUUGAAAAACAUGAAUCAAUCUGUAUCUAUCCCAAACCUUUGACUGGUAGCAUACUGAAGCAGACUUGCUCAAACACAAUAUAACACAGGGUGGUGUGUAUCUGAUGAGGACAUAUAAAGUGACCCCAGCCGAGAGCAUUUAGAUUAGUGACCCCCUUCCCUGGGAUGCCUUAAAUAGGUUCAGAACUGUAUUGUUUCUAAUUGAAUAUGCUUUAACAUAUGUUUAUGCGUGCGGUUGUUUGUAUGGAGUAGAUACAAUGUAUUUAUUAGUUACACAUAUUUAUUCUUUAUUUAAGCUCACCUCUGAAGUGUUACUUGUGAACAAACAACAUAACGGAAAGUGUAUUUGUUGUAGUUGUCUUUGUGCCAACGUGUAUUAAUGGACAGCUACAACCCAGCCAGGCAGGAAAUAGCACUGGAAGAUGACUGAAUAUGAGAGGAAUGAACAUUAUAUGCAGAUUAUACACUAUGAGAAAUCAUUCAAUCAAACACAGCAGCCAAAAAAAGCUAGAAACAAGCUAGAUCUCACUCCUUUUCAUAUUCAGUCCUGCCGGUUCAUAAUUUAUUAUGGACAAACUUGAUCACAAAUUGUGUUUGUACGUAUAGAUGUGGUGGUCUCGCUGAAUCAACCCCUCGGUCUUGUACUGUAAAGAACGGUUGAACGGCUCGCGUUGUGUGCAUGAGCAGAGCGUUUCUGUGUUUUGUAGAAGUAUGCUGGAUUUUUAUGAUACACGGCUGCAGUUGUACCAUUUUAAAACUGAAUGUGAACCAGAAAGGUAGAAAGUUCUCGCAGAAAUCUUGCUUCAUAUCGUUUAGAAGCAAUGCAAUAAAUGUGAUGCCUCUAAAUAGUUUGUCAACGGUUAAGCGGAAACCACACUGCUGGGGGACGGUUUUUUUUCUGAUUUCCGGAGAAGAUUAGACUGGAUUAUGGUGUUGUUUUCGUGGAAAAAUAUUGCACAGUCUGAAAUUCCUCAGAGAAGUUAAAGCCUUUACGCAUUCUUCAUAUUUUCCACACAAAUCCCAAGUUCACUCCAGGUCAUUUUGAGGAUCAGUGCGACUCUUUGGAGCGGAGGGUGGUUUUGGGCUGGUUUAGGGAGUUUAUCGCCCCCUGCUGCUGAAUGAAAUCAUUUAACUCAUUCAUGUCGGUCUAAACAUGUAUGAGUUUCUUUCUUCUGUUGAACACAAAAGAAGAUAUUUUGAAUAAUGCUGCUGGUAACCACACAGUUGGUGGUAGCCAUCGACUUCUAUAUUAUUUUGAACCAUACAAUGGAAGUUAAUUGCUACCGGCAACUAUUUGGUAGCCAGCAUUCUUCUUUUGUGUUCACCAGAAAGAAGGAAACUCAUACAGGUUUGGAAAAAGAGGAGGGUGAGUAAACUAAACAGAAUCAGAUUUAGAUGGGAAUGGCAGGAAUGUGUGCUUCAUGCAGUUGUGGUUAGUAUUUGUCUUAUUUCGAGGUCAGAUACUAAAAGUCUCAUAUUGACAGUUUAAUGUCUGUUAUAUCAGCUUCAUUGCUGUGUUUUGUGGAAACUGGUCAGAAACUUUACGGCCCCCAUUAGUGUGACAGUCACAAGGCCAUGGCUUCAGCUCAUGUUCAGUGUUUUUUGUCUGUGUAGAGGCGUUUGCGCUGGAUAUUAUACCCUCUCUCCGGUGUAGUGUUGAGAGUUGUGUGUCUUCUGCCUGUUCCCGAGCCCUGCUGGGAGACGACCUCUGUCUGUCAGUGUCUACAUGCCUGUUCUGUACAUGUGUGCGUGUCACUUCCUGUCUGUGUGUGCGGUUUGAAUUUUAAAAGUUAUGCACUGCAUGGUGUUCCUGUUCUGAUUUGCACUUUAAUUUGUAUUGUUAAAAGAAAAAAAUGGGAAAAUAAAGCGGUAUAUGCA
Carassius gibelio (silver crucian carp) is the source of this 5771-nucleotide messenger RNA. RefSeq names its product protein kinase, AMP-activated, alpha 2 catalytic subunit (gene prkaa2). Lineage: Eukaryota; Metazoa; Chordata; Actinopteri; Cypriniformes; Cyprinidae. Gene Ontology annotation, molecular function: protein serine/threonine kinase activity; ATP binding. Gene Ontology annotation, biological process: protein phosphorylation; intracellular signal transduction. The coding region runs from base 34 to 1734 and encodes 566 amino acids. The transcript is spliced from 9 exons. The record is from RefSeq and is a predicted model, not a curated record. Gene Ontology annotation, cellular component: cytoplasm.